This is a messenger RNA of Cuscuta campestris, 3051 nucleotides long. NCBI's taxonomy places the organism in Eukaryota, Viridiplantae, Streptophyta, Magnoliopsida, Solanales, Convolvulaceae. The record is from the annotation of a GenBank genome assembly.
GCAAUGCUCUGGUUUCUCCCGCCGGUUCAUUUGCCGGUCACCGGCGGAGUUGCUUUCUUGCCGCCUACCCUUCGAAUGUCCUUCGCUUGUCCUUGUUAUUCUCCCAAUACCGUAGCUUUAACGGCAUACUCUACUCCCUAUAUACCGAAACCCACGCCUCAAAGCUUUUUGUACCAGUGGUUCGAUCGGCUGAAGGGUAACCGUUCUCGAAGGAAAUCUUGAAAAUGGCGGAGAACUCUGUGGAGGGUUUGAUGUAUUUACAUGGAGAUUUGCAGCUACGCGUCAUCGAGGCGCGUGAUUUGCCCAACACGGACUUCGCCGGUGACCGUCUCCGCCGUUGCUUUUCCUGUUCAAUCUUCCCGAAUUCUGAACCCGACGGCGGCGGAUCUGGACCGUCGAGUGAGGAAACUCGCCGCCGUGGAGUUAUAACUACGGACCCGUACGUCACCGUCUCGGCGCCCCUGACGACACUUGCCCGGACUCGGGUCAUCCCAAACUCGCAGAACCCUAAAUGGGAUGAAAACUUUCACAUCCCACUGGCUCACCCCAUGGACUAUUUGGAGUUCCGGGUCAAGGACAAAGACAUGUUCGGAGCUCAGACUAUAGGUACCGUGCAAAUUCCGGUGAAGGAAAUAGCCACAGGCGCUCUGAUCUCCGGUUGGUACGAUGUGAUUGGGUCCACCGGGAAGCCUCCCAAACAGGGAACCGCUCUCCGGGUUGAGAUGAAAUUCACUCCCUUUGAAUCCAAUCCACAGUACAAGAGUGGAAUUGCAGGUGAUCAUAGUCACUUGGGCGUGAGGCGUACUUAUUUCCCACUGAGAAAAGGGUGCUCGGUGAAGCUGUAUCAAGACGCUCAUGUCAGGGGUGGUCCGAAACAGAUAGAUGUUAGAUUAGGCGGAUGGAUGGGAGGGAUAUCUUAUGAGAGGGGUACUUGUUGGGAAGACAUAUAUCACGCGAUGUCUGAGGCUCAUCAUUUGAUAUACAUUGUUGGAUGGUCUGUUAACCAUAAGAUCAGGUUGAUAAGAGAGCCUACGAGGGAGUUACCUUCCGGCAGGGACUUGACUCUUGGUGAAUUGCUCAAGUACAAAACUGAGGAAGGUGUUAGGGUUCUGCUAUUACUUUGGGACGACAAGACUUCUCAUGAUAAGUUCCUCAUCAACACGGGAGGGGUCAUGGGAACCCAUGAUGAGGAGACCAAGAAGUUUUUCAAAAACUCAUCUGUGAAAUGUGUCCUGUCACCUCGGUAUGCCAGCAACAAGCUUAGCUUUUUUAAGCAGCAAAUUGUUGGAACCAUGUUCACACACCACCAGAAGUGUGUGAUUGUCGAUACACAGGCUGAGGGCAAUUUUAGGAAAAUUACCGCUUUCUUGGGAGGUCUUGAUCUCUGUGAUGGUCGCUAUGAUACACCGGAACACAGUUUGUUCCGUGAUCUUGAUACUGUUUUUGAAAAUGAUAUUCAUCAGCCUACAUUUCCACAAGGGACCAAAGCUCCGAGGGAGCCAUGGCAUGACUUACACUGUAGAAUUGAUGGGCCUGCUGCAUAUGAUGUGCUUAUAAACUUUGCUCAACGUUGGAAAAGAGCUACCCGAUGGAGACAAUUUGCUUUUCUGCAAAAGGGUAGAUCUGAAUGGGAUGAUGAUGCAAUGAUCAGAAUAGAUCGAAUUUCAUGGAUAAUGAGCCCAGCAGACUUUGCUGUUACAAAACAUGACACGUCCAUUCCUAAGGACGAACCUGAACUCUAUGUGAAUAAGGAUCAGUCUACACAAUGGCAUGCUCAGAUUUUUCGGUCCAUUGAUUCAGGUUCCGUGAAGGGUUUUCCAGCAAGAACUGACCUUGCUGAGAAACAGAACCUUGUGUGUGGAAAAAAUUUGGUGGUAGACAAAAGCAUUGAGACAGCAUAUAUCCAGGCAAUAAGAUCGGCUCAGAAAUUUAUAUAUAUUGAAAACCAGUAUUUUCUAGGGUCAUCAUAUGCUUGGCCUAAAUACAAAAGUGCAGAUGCCGCUGAUCAUCUGAUUCCAAUGGAGUUGGCUCUGAAAGUUGUCAGUAAAAUUAGAGCCAGAGAAAGCUUUGCUGUAUAUAUUGUUGUGCCGAUGUGGCCUGAGGGAGAUCCCAAGUCAGCUACCGUGCAAGAAAUUCUCUAUUGGCAGAGCCAAACAAUGGAGAUGAUGUAUAAAGUCAUUUCAAAAGAAAUUAAGUCGAUGCAACUAGAUGCAAAUCCUUUGGACUAUCUGAAUUUCUAUUGUCUUGGUACUAGGGAAGAUGUUCUUCCAAGUUCUGCUAGGCAGGAAACUAGCGAAAAAGAAAAGGUUUCAGACUCGCUCAAGUAUCAGCGGUUCAUGAUAUAUGUGCAUGCCAAAGGAAUGAUAGUUGAUGAUGAGUAUGUCAUAUUGGGAUCUGCCAACAUAAACCAACGAUCCAUGGCCGGCUCCAAAGACACGGAGAUAGCUAUGGGAGCCUAUCAGCCCUAUCAUACUUGUGCAAAACAGCUGCAUCGCCCUCGUGGACAGGUCUAUGGAUACCGCAUGUCAUUGUGGAAAGAACACCUCGGAGGAGUGGAGGGUCUUUUCAUGGAACCAGAGACACUGGACUGCGUUAGGAGAGUGAAUGACAUUGCCAGAGAUAACUGGAAAAGAUACACAGAAGAGAGUUUCACCAUCCCCUUGCAGGGUCAUCUUAUGAAGUAUCCUCUAAAUGUGGAUAAAGAUGGGAAAGUAAGUUCGCUACCCGGGUUUGAAGAUUUUCCCGAUGUCGGGGGCAAAGUGAUGGGAGCCCACUCUCCUGCCAUUCCUGAUAUCUUGACAACCUGAUAAUAGUUCAAUUGAUUAUCUUCUUUGUAUGUAUAUGAUAUAUGUGAAUAGAUCUUCUAUGACGAGGUCCACAAAAAUUAGGGUGCAGAAAUGCAAAAAGCCUAGAGUACAAAGUGAAUGUGAAGGGUAAAUAGGGAAAUCAUCAUUUUAUUGGGAGCAUAGCCUAGAGUACAAAUUUUAUUGGAUUUGUAAUUCAACAUUCAUUUAUUUGAUUCUUUCUUCAAAAUAAAAAAAAACAUUCAUU